AGAAACAAAAAACUUUAAUCAUUUUUAUAUAUUAUUAUUUCGGUAGCGCUUUAUAAAAUUAUCUUGUAAGUUUCAAAGAGCAUAGACCAUAAAUUGAUUGGCGUCAAAUUUGAAUUUUAUAAAGGCCAACAUCCGAAAUGCUACGGAUUUGAACUUCUGGCACAACUCACAAGACACCAGUAUGGCUAAGCAACUGAAAAAUUGGGCCGUGGAUGCCAUGGAUCCUCCGAAAAAAGGGACAUCCUACACCAUACUACCCAAUAGGCAUGGAUAUUUAAAUCGGAACGUUGAGCUACCACAUAGUAAUGACGCCUCGCCUCCGGUUACACCACUUAACGUGCCCUCAAAAUCUAGAACUCAAGCCCAAACUGGUAAGGGCACCGUACCCAACUUAAGCCCAGUAAAAGAGUCGAAAAAUGCGGAUAGCGUACGGCAAACUACACCAUAUCCAAAAGUUAAAGGCAUCGAACUCUUACGAUCUACGCCACCCAGGCAUAUGAGCUUAGAAUUGCCCCCAAAUGUGGGUAUUUACUUGCCGCCAAUUAAUCCAUAUAAGAGGAACCAGAAGCAUUGCGAUGACCAACAUCAAAAUCCAGGCACACCUGAUUUCAAGCCGGGGACCUCCAGGCAGGGAAGCCAUGUUCAGAGCUUCCCCAGCAGUAAAGUGAAAGUUUUAAGUUCCAGCCACCUUAGGCUUAAAAAAACUAUUAUCGAGAAACGGCUACAACUGAAGAAGUUGGCGUCCAUGCGAUCGAGGCUCAAUGUGGAAGAACAGAUGACUCGAUUGGAACUGGAUAACCUGGAGCACAUGUAUCAUCGGUCGCCAAUAGGACGAAUUAAGCGACAGAGCGGUGGUGCUCACAUCACAUUAUCACGACUAGAGUCGAAAAUGCAAAUCGGAAUAUCAACGGAGGAAAGCAGGAAAUUACACAGUGAGGAAAUUCUUGAAGCCCUUCUGAAAGCUCUACGCGUAGAUAAUUUUGCAUUUCUGAACGAAUAUCAGAAAUCACUGGACAGUCCGAAGCCAUCAGAUAGUUGUCCUCUGGUAACGGAAACGGAAAAGGGAAGUGAUGCAGACACCGCGUUUAAAAGCGAUUUAGUUUCGGAAACGGAAACAUAUCUAGAUAACAACUUAUCGACGGUUUGUGAAUCUGCGAAGACUAACACUAUUGAUAUACCUAUUCCUUGUCAGCUGAGAAACCCCCUUGCAUCCCCAGACGAUGUGAGAUACUACAAACCCUGUGACCAUUAUCCCAACAAUUUCGAAGUAUCGCAGCCCUUGGCCAGGUCUCCCAAGAUUUGCCAUUUAGUGUCUUCGGCACAAAGGGCACUUUACGCUUGCUUUGUCAAAGAUCCGUUGGAUACAGUAGGGCUAAUCCGAACUAUGGACGAAUCGACGGAAGUGUCCUUGAACGAGCCCACAACUCAGUUCUCCACCAUAGCCUGUGAGGAUAUGGAACUGCUGAGUCUGAUAGUUGAGAAACCCUAUGUGACCAGGAUGGAAACAGACAAGGAACUGUAUGUUUCCCGAGCACCAAUCCGUUGCCCCGAUUACGACUGCCAGCGGAUGUGCUUUGUCUCGGAUUUUAAUACCCACAUGUGGCUUAAUCAUCGAUCUUUGACCAUGGAGCAUAUUAAGCCGGCGCAUACCAAGACCUUCUUCUUGGACACCAACAUACCGAUGCUGGACAAACCGAAGUGUCACAUGGUGUAUAUGGUGCGGGAUAAGAUUAUCGACAGCCAGGCCGAGGCUUUGAAAGAUCUGUUGCCCAUACUGCUGAUGAGUGGCCGUACCCACUGGUCGAAUUCUUUCGGUUAUGCGGAACUUUGGGAGGCCCGAGAACUAAGCAAAGGAAAUCCCAUUCUCGAUAAAGAGUUCCUUGUUAUGUGGCUGACAGGAGUUGUUCCCCGUGAUAUGAAACUACUGGCUACCUUUUCGGUAUGGUCCACUCUGGGUCCCCAGAUGGCCGAUUGCGUUGGCGUUAGCACUGGUUAUAUCUACGAUAUUCGGGAAUCCAGCGAUCUGGGCCGAAUCGUCCGCAGUCGGAGCUCCAUGAUCCUGCCCAUGAGCAUGAUCUCGCAAAUGACCGAUAAUGGGAGCAGAUUACUGCCCAUUCAGGUGAAGGUUUAUUAAAUUGUUCAGUACGUUUGUAACGGAAAUACAACUUACAUACAUCUUUUUAUG
Molecule: messenger RNA, 2185 nt
Organism: Drosophila melanogaster (fruit fly)
Lineage: Eukaryota; Metazoa; Arthropoda; Insecta; Diptera; Drosophilidae
Exons: 1
Coding region: 182-2134 (650 amino acids)
Source: RefSeq, marked reviewed